GGCGUUUGAAAUUAUUAUGUUGUUGUACACUAGAUAUUAUUUUCUGAGGAUUCCGCUUAAACUAUUGACAUCUAGCAUUGCAGUUAAAUCGUUUAUGUAUUAUCUGACAGCUAUUUUAGACUAAAAUAUUCACAGCUUCCCCCAGUAUUCUCUCUCGUCAUUUAAUUCCAAGAGACAUGAAUCUCAACCGGAGGAAAACAUUUGUUGGUGUUUAUUUCAACAAGAAUGAUUGGGAAAUCGUUCCCAGAAUUUGGCUGCGGCAAGAAAAUUCACGACUCCUGACAUACUGGCCGGAUGAAGGUGACGUUGUGACGCAAGCUAAGGCUUGCGCGCCGGUGCAGCGAAGCUGGCAGCUUUACCCGGUCCAGCAGAUUGUGGAGGCUUCAGGAGACUACUACCGGGCUGAGCGUAAGAUGUGCUUACGGCACAUCACUCAGAAAGAGGCUCACGAGAAAGACUUCUCAGCCCGUCGUGUUAAAAACGAGUUCAGUAUUGUAUCAAGUUGUGGAGACGACAGUUCAAGUACCGAAAUACCACCUUCAUUAGCCUCGAAAAAUUUUUCUGGUAUAAAAAUAGCGCAUGAUGACGUGAACGCUAGACCUGGCCUGCAAGUUGAACUUCCGAGAAGUGAUUGUUCGCCCACAAGACCAAAAGAAAGGCUGAUUGGGGAGGAAGAAAUGCCCUCCAGUAGCCGAUCACCUGCUCCGGUGAUGUCGCCAUUUUCCCCCGUCGAAAAUGAUUCCGCGGCUCAAACUUCAGGUCCAGAAAUGAGCCGCACAAUUUUACAGCGCCUCGACGUCCUGGAAUCUAACCAGAAAAUCAUCAGAAGAAACUUGGAAAGAAUUAUCAGCAUCACAGCAAGCACUAAUUUGCUGGUGAAGAAUCCUUUGGUGCAUAAUAACAUCGGAGGCCUGCAUUCGUCCGUGCGAUCAUUCGAUCCAGCCUCGACGCUUGAUGAGCUAGACCAGCUAUUAGAAGCGCAUAAUAUUAUUGAAAGACUUCGAGGAGAAGAAUUUUCGACAUCGACUGCAACCUUGAAGGCCAUGAUAAGAAAGCUUGUGGCUCGCUCGCUUCUUACGAAAUUCAGUAUUUCGGAACAUGAUCCUCUACUGCCGAAUUCAAAGAUAUGCAUGAGAAGCCAUAAGAUAUACGAUGUACUCUUUGAGGCUCUGGAGCGAACAAUCCAUCGUGGAAUUUCUCGUAGUAAUUUCGACAGCGAUUUGCAGACAAUUUUAUGUCAUGCAUGUAAUCGGAGCAGCAACCACAAGAGUCGAAGGGAGAAGUUAGUUAACACCCAAAGACGCACUUCUUCAGCAUCCGAGGCUUGAUAAUUUUACGGUGUCAUAAUUACCAGUACUUCAGUACUUGAAUAAUUAUUUGUGAAUUAAUGGUUGGUCAAAAAUGUUGCUGGAAAAAUUAUUGAACAGAGUUGAAAGCUAAACCGCGCAGAACCAACUGCUUUUUGCUAAUUAUGUGAUCUAUUCUAUAACGUAGUAACAUUUUUUGCUUCUGAUCCGCGAUUGAUCGGGCCAUUGAGCGCCAGAUGCGUAAUUUAUCAGAGUAGUUUCGUUGACUGAAUUGGAAACUACGCCACUGACACA
Messenger RNA from Hyalella azteca, 1601 nucleotides. RefSeq lists its product as uncharacterized. NCBI's taxonomy places the organism in Eukaryota, Metazoa, Arthropoda, Malacostraca, Amphipoda, Hyalellidae. The transcript has 8 exons. The record is from RefSeq and is a predicted model, not a curated record. The coding region runs from base 177 to 1328 and encodes 383 amino acids.